Adineta ricciae is the source of this 921-nucleotide messenger RNA. NCBI's taxonomy places the organism in Eukaryota, Metazoa, Rotifera, Eurotatoria, Adinetida, Adinetidae. The record is from the annotation of a GenBank genome assembly.
AUGGAAUCUCGAGCACAUAACUAUGCAAUUAAAUCUUCUCCAACAGCAAACGAUCAUACAAGUACAAAAAGAUGUACAACCGGUAUGCUUAUCUUUGUUGGAAUUUGUUUACUGCUUAUUAUUCUUGGACUUGGACUUGGACUCGGCCUUCGAUUAGGUCUUAGAUCGUCAAGUUCUAUAUCAACUUGUGACACUGCUACUGCUAAGUGUGGGUGUCCAUCAAUUUCGCCAAAUAUCACCUCUCGCAUUGUUAACGGAAAUAUCGCUACAUCGAACAGUUGGCCAUGGAUGGUAGCGAUUUAUAUGAGUAACGGCAGACUUUGUGGCGGUACACUCGUGACAUACGAACAUGUUCUUACAGCAGCACACUGUGUAAGUGAUGUAACAAGUAUUGAUGUUGUUGUUUACGCAGGCAUUCAAAAGCUGUCAGAACGGUUCAACGGACAAGUACGGAAUGUUUCUGUCAUAACCGUCCAUUCAGAAUAUUCUGAUACUAACAAGACGAAUGAUUUGGCUAUACUUAAGUUAUCUUCGCCAAUUAUUCCAAGUGCAACAACAAGUCUAUGCUGUUUACCUACAAUGAGUUCCAAACCUUCAAUAGGAGACACGGCUAUUUAUAUCGGUUGGGGUAGAACAUCACCUUCUUCGGGCUUUUCUGAUGAACUUCGACAAUCAGUCACACGCGUAGUUGAUUCGUCACUCUGUUAUUAUGCUCCGAUAACAGAUAACCAAAUAUGUACUGGAAAUACUACUAGUAUCGCAUGUUACGGCGAAAGUGGUAGUCCAUUGAUGAUAAAUAUCAACAAUGCAUGGGCAUGUGUUGGAGUAGUAAACAUGGGAUUGUUAACUUGUGAUUCUUAUGUAGUUUUCACUCGAGUAGCUCAUUAUACUUCGUUUAUUUCAAAUGCCACAUCUACAUAG